This is a messenger RNA of Psylliodes chrysocephalus, 616 nucleotides long. The record is from the annotation of a GenBank genome assembly. Lineage: Eukaryota; Metazoa; Arthropoda; Insecta; Coleoptera; Chrysomelidae.
AUAAAUUUACAACUUGCAUUAUAAUAGUUAUUUUCAAUUAACCAAUCAUGUUUAAUAUCUAUAUAGCAUUCACCAUAAUUUUAUCAUGUACUUAUGUAUGUGUGGCUAGAGUACCUAAUAAUAUCCACAAUGAUGUCAAACUAAAUAAGGCUGAAUCGUUUUCUUUCAAACUUGGACAAAAAGAGUAUACGGUAGUACCUCAAACAGACUUAAAUUUAAUGGAGACUUUACUCUACUGCAAUACCAUAGGACAACGAGCACUUACUAUUCAAUCUGAAGAAGAAAACAAUGCGUUGUUCAAUUUGCUAUAUCCGAAAUAUGACGAGAUGCAAUUCUGGACUUCAGGAUAUAAAACAAAUAAUGCAUGGUUCUGGCUGACUACUGGUGCAGCUGUAAAUCUAUCCAAAUGGACUACUGCUUUUCCAAAUGACGAUAUCAAUUAUAACAUGGUACUCACUUUACGAGAACCGGAACCGUCUGCUGACUCAUGGUGGGCAGUUGAUUCAGUAAAGAACACUAAUACUGUCAUCUGUGAAUCGUCCGUUUAAACAUUAAAUAAAUUAAUAUCCUAAAUACAUUUUUUAAUUAUACCUAAAAUUUCAUAUUAAAAACAAAU